This is a messenger RNA of Lithohypha guttulata, 357 nucleotides long. RefSeq lists its product as uncharacterized. Bases 1 to 357 code for a protein of 118 amino acids. The record is from RefSeq and is a predicted model, not a curated record. The transcript has 3 exons. Lineage: Eukaryota; Fungi; Ascomycota; Eurotiomycetes; Chaetothyriales; Trichomeriaceae.
AUGUCAUCCUUUUUCGACAACGAUGACGCGACGUCCAUUGCUUCUACAGCUGUGAAGAUCAAGGAUCCUGUAAAGAAAGCAUGGUGUCAGACUCAAUGGACGAACCUCAGCCACCAAGCCAGACGAUUGGGUCUUGCUGAGCAAGGUGAUGUUACAUCGUACUUUGACCCCAAGACCAUGCUUCUUGACAAAACGGUCAAUAAGAAAUUGUGGCAGCUCUUGAAUCGUUUAUACAACUUGCUCGGCCCGGACAAGGCACCUUAUGCACACCCGGUCAUGCAUGAGGCCGGACGGAUCGAGUGGCACAACUACGCAGAUGGAUGUAUGGGUGUCGUAGCGGAAAUCAUCGAAGACUGA